Molecule: messenger RNA, 21233 nt
Organism: Puntigrus tetrazona (Sumatra barb)
Lineage: Eukaryota; Metazoa; Chordata; Actinopteri; Cypriniformes; Cyprinidae
Gene: obscna
Product: obscurin, cytoskeletal calmodulin and titin-interacting RhoGEF a
Exons: 84
Coding region: 254-20524 (6756 amino acids)
Biological process (GO): protein phosphorylation
Molecular function (GO): guanyl-nucleotide exchange factor activity; protein binding; protein kinase activity
Source: RefSeq, a predicted model, not a curated record
GGAAACGGGAUAGCACACUGACCUGGGUAUCUUUGGAAAAAGUUUGGGAUAAUAUUGGAGGAAUUUACUUGAACUACAGAAAAUUAUGGGUGGACCUUGAUGUCUUUGAGUAUUUUUGUUGCUAGCUUCAAAAAUGAUGAUAAGAUGUGUCUCUUUUGGACUUUUAUGUGAGGAAAAUAUCUAAUGGCUAAUGAGCAGUAAUGUUGAAGUUGCUGGCCAUUCCUGAAGGCUUGUGAGAAGACAAGCUACUAAAAUGGCAUUGAAUAGAAUUCAAUUGGUGAAAGGGCUAGAAGAUGUGACGCUGUGUGAGAAAGAAGCCAGUACUUUUGAAGUGGUUCUCAGUCAUGCUUACGUCCAGGGUCAAUGGAGCAGAGAUGGAGUCCCACUUAAAUCCAGGCCUGUGUGUCGAAUUGCCAUGCAGGGCAAAAAACACACACUCACACUCACGCGAGUCACGGUUGCUGACAUGGGUGUCAUCAGCUUCAAGGCUGAAGGGAUUGAAAGCUCUGCUGUGUUGACAGUCACAGCCAGGGAUAUAAAGAUUGCGAAGGCUCUUCAGAAUGUCAAUGUGACUGAGAGGGAGGAUGUGACAUUUAUCUGUGAGGUUAACUGGGAAGACGUGGAUGGGAAGUGGUACAAGGACGACAACCGGUUGAGAGCUGGGGACAAUGUUAAAAUAAGAUGUGAAGGUAAAAUACAUUCACUAACCUACAAAUCAGUCAAACCAGAAGAUGCUGGUGAGAUAAGAUUCACUGCUGAGAGGGUCUCUUCAACAGCAACACUACAAGUGAAAGAGCUUCCAGUUCAUAUUGUAAAGCCCCUGAGAGUGAAGAUUGCCAUGUACAAACACCGUGCCUUGCUCGAGUGCCUGGUCUCUCGUCCCAAUGCUGUGGUUAAAUGGUACAGAAGAAAUCAUGAAAUUGUGCCAAACAGGAAGUACCAAACUAUUAGUGAAGGCGUGUACCGACAGCUUAUCAUAGAUGAUGUGGGAUCCUCAGAUGAAGACACUUUUAUUUGUGAUGCUGUUGAUGAUAGGACUUCCUGCCAACUGUUUGUAGAGGAGCAGGCCAUCAGCAUUCUGAAAGGACUCAGUUCUGUGGAGGUCAUGGAGCCUAAAGAGGCUCGCUUUAAAGUGGAAACCAGUAUUAAGUUAGAGAGAGCACCGAAAUGGACCCUAAAUGGGCAGAUACUAUAUCCAUGUCCAGAAGUUAGGAUUGAGAGGCAAGGAACUUCAAACAGACUAAUUUUCACUCAAACUGACAGUAGUAUGUGUGGCACUGUGCAGUUCACCUCAGGGAAGAGCAAGUCAGAAGCUCAACUCACAAUUACAGAACGCCCUUUGAUUGUCAGACAACCCAUUUCUGAUGUGGAGGUGAAGGAGAAUGAGUCAGUUACUCUCAGCUGUGAGUUCUGUCCAUCCCCCAGAGUGGUGCGCUGGUUCAAAGGUAGAAAUCCCCUGAUUGCUUCCAAUAAGUACGCGAUGAAGCGGGAAAAGAACCGGGUUGAGAUCACCAUCAUGGGUGUGAAAGCAGCAGAUUCAGGAGAGUAUCGCUGUCUGGCUGGUGGUUCAGAGACAAGCGGAAGGGUCAGUGUGGAAGUGAAAAGGUUAAAGAUCAUAAGACAUUUAGAGCAAGUAGAGGUCGAGGAGGAUGGAACUGCAGUGUUCAGCUGUGAACUGAAUCACGAGUCACCCAGUGUCCAGUGGCUGCUCAAUGAUCGAGUCCUAUACACCAACUACAUCAACAAAAUCCAGAAUUCUGGGAAAGUCUACAGUCUGAUUCUAAAACGAUUAGCUCCUCAAGAGAGCCGUGUAACAUUCAAAACAUUUGAUAUCAGCGAGUCUGCGUUCCUCAGGGUCAGAGAGAAGCCAGCAGUGUUUCUCAGGUCACUGGAGGAUGUAGCAGGUGAGGAACGUGGUGAAAUCCUUUUGCAUUGUGACGUUUCCAAGCCAUCAGUGACACCUGUUUGGAGGAAAGAUGGUGAAAUUUUGACCGCCAAUGAGAAGUACGAUAUUCUCCAUGUGGGAAAGUCAUUAACUCUUAAAAUUUGCAUGCUGAGAAAGGACGACGGAGGGGAGUACAGCUGUGAUAUUGGCUGCAGCCAAACUAAAGCCAAGGUCAUAGUUUGCGACCUGCGCAUUACCAUUGUUAAACGCAUACGGACAACAACUGUCCUGGAAGGGGAAAGCUGCAGGUUUGAGUGUGUCCUGUCUCAUGAAAUCAUUGACGAAGCAUCAUGGAUUUUGAAUGGCCGACUGAUUGUGAGCAAUGGACGGAUUAUAGUCGCUAACAAAGGGUGCAAGUACACAAUGAGCAUUCAAGAAGUUACGAUAUCUGAUGCCGGCGAAGUGGUCUUUACCAUUAAAGAGCUCAGCUGCAGGACUAUGCUGUUUGUGAAAGAGAAGCCUGUGAGAGUUUUUAGGGAUAUGCUAAAUGUUAAAGCAACACCUGGUGAAGAUCCAGAGCUCAGCUGUGAGAUCACAAAACCUGAUGCAACAGUCAAAUGGCUGAAAAAUGGGCGGCUAAUUAGAGUCAGCCCAAAAUAUGAAAUUACCCAAAAUAAUUAUCUGGUGAAGCUCAUCAUCCAUAAUGCAGCUAUAAUGGACUCAGGAGAGUACUGCUGUGAGGCAGAUGGGACUGCUACGAGGGCGAGAUUAGAUGUCAGAGACUUGCAACAUACAUUUGCAAAGGAACUGAAGGAUAUGCGUGCAGAGGAAAAGAGUAUGGUUACCAUGGAGUGUGAAACCAGGAGGCCUGCCGCUACCGUGACCUGGUUAAAAGGCCUAAUGGUGCUCAGCUCUGGACAGAAGUACAUGAUGAAGAAAAAAGAUGUUGUCCUCACGCUGACCAUUUUCAAUCUGGAGAAAAGUGACAGUGCUGUUUACACCUGUGACGUUGGGACAAUGCAGAGCAGGGCUUUACUUACAAUUCAAGGUCAAAAAGUAGUCAUUGUGGAUGAACUAGAAGAUAAAGAGUGUCUAGAAGGCGAUACCAUCAUCUUUCAGUGUCGGAUCUGCCCAAGUGACUACACUGAUGUUAAGUGGUACCUGGAUGAGACCUUGCUCUACACUAAUGAUCUUAACGAGAUCAAGAUGAUACCCGGUGGAUACCACACUCUUAUCUUCAAACAGCUGGCGCGUAAAGACACAGGCACCAUUUCUUUUGAGGCUGGGGACAAAAGAUCAUAUGCAUCACUAUUAGUUAGAGAGAGACGCCCCACAAUAACUAAAGCAUUGGAGGACACAGAAGCAAUUGAAGGAGGAAGUUUGGUGCUGUUGUGCAAGACUUCAAAGCCAUGUCAUAUUGUUUGGUACAAAGAUGGUUGUUUAAUCUGGAAUUCCUCAAAGUACUUAGCGAGUCGAUCAGGAAACGAGGCCAGACUGGCCAUCCGUGAUGUGAAAGACAGUGAUGCAGGGGUGUAUGAAUGCGAUGCAGGAUCUGUCAUCACCAAAGCCACUGUGACUGUUAAAGUUAUUCCUGCUGAGUUUACAAAAGCGCUUCAGAACCAGGAGGUCAAAGAAGGAGAGAGUUCAAUGCUGAUAUGUGAAUUCUCUAUACCUGGUGUCCAGUUUGUGUGGCGCAAAGGACCCGAGACUCUAAAAUCUAGCGAGAAGUACCACAUGAGGCAGAAAAAAUCUUGCAUUUCACUAACAAUACACAAUCUGAAGCCAGAGGACUCGGGCAAUUACAUAUGCAUUUGCAGAGACCAAAGAACUAUGGCUACUCUUACAGUCAAUGCGGUUCCUAUAUCAUUUAUUAAAGAGCUCAAGAACCAAGAGACAGAUGAAGGUAAAACUGUGACAUUACGCUGUGAGCUUUCUAAAGCUGGAAUCCCAGUGGAAUGGUUGAAAGGUGAACAAACUCUCUUGCCUGGGGAAAAGUAUCAAAUGAGGCACAUAGUCACCAUAUUAGAGCUGGUAAUCAGAAGUCCAGUUUCUGAGGACAGUGGAACGUACAUCUGUGUGUGUGAGGAUCAAAGGACAAAAGCCAUUGUCAAAAUACGAUCUCAGCCUAUCACAUUCAAACAGAAGUUAAGAAAUCAGAUGGGUGAAGAGGGAAAUAGUAUAAUCUUACACUGCGAGAUAUCCAAACCAGACACCCCUGUCCAGUGGAGAAAAGGAAGCAACCUUCUCAGGUCUGGGGAGAAGUACAAAAUCAGGCAGAGGGGCUGCAUGCUAGAGCUGAAGAUUUUUAACUUGACGCAAGAGGAUAAUGGAGUUUAUAGCUGUAUGAGUGAAACAACUGAGACAUCAGCCAACGUCACAGUUAGCGCUCAACCUGUCACUUUUAAAGAGAAGCUGAAAAACCUGGUAGCUGAGGAAGGAAAGAUGAUAACACUGCACUGUGAGCUUUCCAAAACCGGUAUCCCAGUAGAGUGGUGGAAUGGAGAGGAUUUGCUCCAGCCUGGAGAGAAGUAUAAGAUGAGAGAACGAGACACAUCAGUUGAGCUGAUCAUUUGUGAAGCUAUGCCUGAGGACAGUGGAGUCUACAGAUGUGUCUGUGGAGAUCAAAAGACCAAAGCUACAGUCAAAAUUGUUGGUGCUCCUGCUACUUUUAAGCAAAAUCUUAAGAAUAAAGAAGCUCUGGAAGGCGAAUCUAUAACCCUUCACUGUGAGCUUUCCAAAGCUGGAGUACCUGUGGAAUGGUGGAGAGGAGAUAAACUCCUCCUUCCAGUGCCACGGUACCAGAUGAGGCUGGAUGGAAAGACUGCAGAGCUGGAAAUAACUAAUGUUUUUCCUGAUGAUGCUGGGAUAUACAGCUGUGUGACUGGAGGCCAAAAGACCACAGCUGAAGUGAAAGUCAAAUCCCUUCCAAUUACUUUCAAGCGAGAACUUCAGAAUCAGAUCUCUACAGAGGGUGAGAGUGCAGUAUUUACCUGUGAACUUUCAAAGCCUGGCGCUACAGUCGAGUGGAGGAAAGGUAGAGUCAUGCUGAAAAGCGGAGCCAAAUAUCAGAUGAUGCUUGAGGGGCGAUUAACCAAACUGCUGAUAAAUAAUCUUGUUGAGGGUGAUGCCGGAAAUUACACCUGCAAAACCAAAGAUUCACAGUCGACAGCUGAAUUGACAGUUCAAGGACUCCCAGCUACCUUUAAAACAACUUUGAAGAACCAAGAAACUCAGGAGGGGAACAGUGUCACUGUGCACUGUGAACUUUCUAAGGCUGGAGUUCGAGUAGAGUGGUGGAAAGGAGAAGAACUGCUUAAGACUGGAGAAAAAUAUCAGUUGAGACAGAAAGAAGCAACAGUAGAGUUGUUAAUAAGGAAGGCACAGCCAGAAGACAGUGGAGUGUAUCGCUGCGUAUGUGGAGAUCAAAACACUGAAGCCACCAUCAAAGUUAUUGCUCUACCCAUCACUUUCAAACAAGAACUUAAGAAUCAAGAAGGUGAAGAAGGGAACAAUAUCACAUUGCGCUGUGAACUCUCUAAGGCCAGUGCUGAUGUGAAAUGGUUGAAAGGAGAGGAGGUCCUAAAGCAUGGAGAAAAGUACCAGUUGAGACAGAUAGCAACUAAAAUGGAGCUUGUUAUCAGAAAAGUCAUACCUGAAGACAGUGGGGUCUACUUUUGCGUAUGCCCUGAUCAGACAUCCAAAGCUACAGUUAAAAUCAAUGCUCUCCCGAUCACUUUCAAACAAAACUUGAGAAAUCAAGAGGCGGUAGAAGGCAACACAGUCGCUUUCCGUUGUGAGCUUUCCAAACCAGGAGCCAUGGUAAAAUGGUGGAGGGGUGAAGAGGUGCUACAAGUUGGAGAAAAGUACCAGAUGAGAACUGAGGGACGGAUUGCUGAACUUCUCAUCAAAAAUAUCAACUCUGAAGACGUUGACUUCUACAGCUGCACUACUGGAAAGGAAAAAACAACAGCGGAGGUCAAAGUUAGGGCUUUACCUGUCACUUUUAAACGAGAACUUCAAAACGAAGUAACCAAAGAAGGUGGACAAGCUGUUUUUAGCUGUGAGCUCUCUAAACCUGGUGCUCAAAUCGACUGGAGAAAAGGAAGAGUUAUUCUCAAGCCUAGUGACAAAUAUGAAAUGAAGCAAGAGGGCACAUUCACCAAAUUGGUCAUACGUAAUGUUGAAGCAAGUGAUGCUGGGAACUAUUCAUGUAAAACCAAGGAUUCUGAGUCAACUGCUGAGCUAACCGUGAAGGUUCCACCUAUCACUUUUAAAGUCAAGUUGAAAAAUCAGGAAGUUGAAGAAGAAAAUAAACUUGUGUUGCACUGUGAGCUCUCAAAAGCUGGAUGUCCUGUUGAAUGGAGGAAGGGGGAAGAGCUUCUUAGAUCAGGGUAUAAAUAUCAAAUCCGAGAACAUGAUGUUACAAGGGAGCUGAUCAUUAUAAAGGCUAUGCCUGAAGAUAGUGGAGUCUACAGCUGCAUUUGUGGGGAGCAGAAGACCAAAGCCACGAUCCGAGUAUUCGCCACACCAGUAACGUUCAAACAAAACCUGAAGAACCAAGACGCCCCUGAAGGAGGUGUUGUUAUUCUGCAUUGUGAGCUGUCCAAAGCUGGGGUACCAGUAACAUGGUUAAAAGGGGACGAGGAGCUCUGCAAUGGAACUAGACACAAGAUCAAGCAGGAGGGACUGGUUGCAGAAUUAAAGAUUAAAAACGUUCUUCCUGUGGAUGUUGGGGAAUACAGCUGUAUUGUUGGAGACCAGAAGACUACAGCUGAAGUUAAUGUUAGGGCUGCUGCCUCUGUUUACUUUGAGAAAGAGCUUGAGAGUCAAGAAGCAAUAGAGGGGGAUUCUGUCCUGUUCCGUUGUUUGCUCUCUAGUGAUAAUGCCCCAGUGACUUGGAGAAAAGAUGCAAAUCAGAUCACACAGGGUGGCCGUUAUACCCUUCACCGUAAAGGUUCAACUCAGGAGCUUGAAAUCAGGAAACUGAGAGUGCAGGAUGCUGGCAUGUACUCAUGCAACGUCAGAGGCAAGAAGACCUCUGCAACCCUCAGAGUGAUAGAGCGUGUGAGAAUUGUGAAAGGACUGCGUGACCUGACAGUUACUGCAGGCGAGAGCGCACAUUUUGUGUGCGAGCUUUCACAUGAGAAUGUUCUAGAUGGGGUUUGGUGGCUUGGUUCCAAUGAACUUCAGGAGAAUGAGAUGAACCAGAUGAGUAUCUGUGGUCGAGAACAUCACUUGGUGCUCACUAUGACUACAACUGAAGAGUCAGGUGUAUUGUCUUUUGUGGUGGGAAACGAAAAGACCUCUGCUCGUCUUUGUGUGAACAGCAAACCUACAGUUUUCAUAGAGGAAAGACUGAAGGACAUUACGAUUUUUGAGGGCGAUUCUGCCACCCUAUCCUGUGUGACUUCUGACAGCUGCACACCUGUCACCUGGAAACGAAAUAAUGUAACCCUGCUCUCUGGGGAAAAGUAUGAACCUCUGAAACAUGGGAAACGUAAUGUUCUUCUGAUUCAUAAAGUCAGAAAAGAGGAUGCUGGGAUUUACAUGUGCGAUACAGGAGACAUGCAGAGUAGCGCUACUCUUACAGUCAAAGAACGUCCCUUGUUUUUCUGCCGGGAGCUCCAAAACCAAGAAGCAGAAGAGGGUGAGACUAGUUUCUUGUGCUGUGAAUUGUCUCAACCUGGAGUUGCAGUUGAAUGGAAAAGAGGAGCAGUUCUUCUUAGGCCUGGUAACAAAUACGAGAUAAAACAGGAUGGAUGUGAGCUGCAGCUACAGAUCAAUGACCUCACAAGUCAAGACAGUGGGGCCUACAGGUGUUGUGCUGAUGGAAUUGAGACAAGAGCUAGUAUUACUGUAAAAGAGCGUCCUUUGUUUUUCCAUGAAGAGCUCCAAAACCAAGAAGCAGAAGAAGGUGAAUCAGCGUUCCUGUGCUGUGAGCUCUCUAAACCUGGAGUAGCAGUACAGUGGAAAAAAGGGGCAAUGCUGCUGAAGAAUGGACAGAAGUAUGAGAUGACGCAAGAGGGCAAUGAAGUACAACUUCAGAUCCAUGACCUCACAAGUCAAGAUAGUGGUACCUACAGAUGUUGUGCUGGCAACAUAGAGACACGAGCUAAUAUAAUUGUUAAAGAGCAACCCCUUUUCUUCUGUGAGGAACUCCAUAACCAGGAAGCAGAAGAGGGCGAGACAGCGUUCCUUUGCUGUGAGCUCUCUAAACCUGGAGUGGAUAUGCAGUGGAAGAAGGGGGCAGUACGAUUAAGACCAGGAGACAAAUAUGAGAUGAAACAAGAUGGCUGCAAAGUACAGCUACAGAUCCAUGACUUGACACGUCAGGAUAGCGGCACAUAUAAGUGCUGCUCUGGAAGCCUGGUUACCACAGCAACGAUUGUAGUCAAAGAACAUCCUUUGUACUUCAUCAAGAUGCUUGAGUGUCAAGAAGCAGAAGAGGGCGAAACUGCCCAUCUUUGCUGUGAGCUUUCCAAACCUGGGGCUGCCGUACAGUGGAAGAAGGGAUCUGUGCUGCUAAAGCCUGGAAGGAAAUAUGAAAUAAAGCAAAAUGGUAGUGAACUGCAGCUACAGAUCCAUGAACUAUCAAGCCAAGACAGUGGUGUCUACACAUGCUGUGUUGGUAGCCUUGUGACCUCAGCAUCUCUGGAAGUGAAAGAACAACCUCUGUACUUCUGUGAGGAGCUCCAAAGGCAAGAAGUGGAAGAGGGUGAGACUGUCAAACUGAGCUGUGAGCUCUCUAAACCUUUAGUGGAAGUGCAGUGGAGGAAAGGAACUAUGUUGCUUCGACCAGGAAACAAAUAUGAAAUGAAGCAGGAUGGCUGUAAAUUACAGCUUCUGAUACAUGAGCUCAACAGUCAGGACAGUGGCGUCUACAAGUGUUGUGCUGGUAGCUUGGUGACCACAGCAUCUAUCGAUGUGAAAGAAUCACCAGUUGUCUUCCAAGAGGGGCUCCAAAGCCUCGAAGCAAAGGAAGGAGAGACGGCCACUCUUACCUGUGAGCUUUCUAAACCUGGAGUUGCUGUGCAGUGGAGAAAGGGAACAGUGUUACUAAAGCAAGGUAACAAGUAUGAGAUGAAACAAGAUGGUUGUCUACAUCAGCUUCAAAUAUAUGACCUAAAACGUGAAGAUAGUGGCUCAUAUAAAUGCUGUGCUGGCACUCUCAUGACAACUGCUUCACUUGUGGUAAAGGAACAUCCUUUGUUCUUUUCCAAGGAACUCAAAAACCAAGAAGCAGAAGAGGGUAGGACAGCAAUAUUUUGCUCUGAGCUCUCUAAACCUGGAGUUUUAGUGCAGUGGAAGAAGGGAACUGUGUUGCUGAAGCCUAGUAAAAAAUAUGAGAUAAAACAGGAUGGCUGCCAACUACAGCUUCAGAUCCAUGAGCUUACAGCUCAGGACAGUGGGGAAUAUAAAUGUUGUGCUGGAAACCUGGUCACAACUGCUUCAUUUGUGGUAAAAGAAAAGCCAUUGUUUUUCUCUGAUGAGCUCCAAAACCAAGAAGCACAGGAGGGUAAGACAGCCAUAUUGUGCUGUGAGCUUUCUAAACCUGGAGUUUCAGUGCAGUGGAAGAAGGGAACAGUGCUUUUAAAGCCUAGCAACAAAUAUGAGAUUAAAGAGGUUGGCUGCAAACAACAGCUUCAGAUCCACAAUCUAACAGCUCAGGACAGCGGGGAUUACAAAUGUUGUGCUGGAAACUUGGCCACAGCUGCUUCUCUUGUAAUAAUAGAAAAGCCAUUGUUCUUCUCAGAGGAGCUCCAAAACCAAGAUGCAGAAGAGGGUAAGACAGUUACAUUGCACUGUAAGCUCUCUAAACCAGGAAUUUCAGUGCAGUGGAAAAAAGGAACAGUGCUUUUAAAGCCUAGUAAAAAAUAUGAAAUUAGUCAGAAUGGCCAGCAGAUACAGCUUCAGAUCACUGAAGUUACAACUCAGGACAGUGGGGCCUACAAAUGCUGUGUUGGGAGCCUUGUCACAACAGCAUCUCUUGUGGUGAAAGAACAUCCCUUGUUCUUCUCUGAUGAGCUCCAAAACCAAGAAGCAGAAGAGGGUAAGACAGUCACAUUAUGCUGUGCACUCUCUAAACCUGGAGUUUUAGUGGAAUGGAAGAAGGGGACAAUGCUUUUAAAACCUAGUAAAAAAUAUGAGAUAAAACAGGAUGGCUGCCAACUACAGCUUCAGAUCCAUGGGCUAACAGCUCAGGACACUGGGGAUUACAAAUGUUGUGCUGGAAACCUGGUCACAACUGCUUCUUUUUUGGUGAAAGAAAAGCCAUUGUUCUUUUCUGAUGAACUCCAAAAUCAAGAAGCGCAGGAGGGUAAGACAGCCAUAUUGUGCUGUGAGCUUUCUAAACCUGGAGUUUCAGUGCAGUGGAAGAAGGGGACAGUGCUUUUGAAACCUAGUGAAAAAUAUGAGAUAAAACAGGAUGGCUGUCAGCUACAGCUUCGUAUCCAUGAGCUAACAGCUCAAGACAGUGGGGCCUACAAAUGUUGUGCUGGAAGCCUUGUCACUACUUGCUCUGUUACAGUGAAAGAGCAACCAAUAUUCUUCUGUAAGAACCUCCAAAGCCUUGAAGCAGAAGAAAGUGAGACUGUCACCCUGACCUGUGAGAUCUCUAAACCUGGAGUUGCUGUGCAGUGGAAGAAGGGAACAGUGCUGCUAAAACCUGGAAGCAAGUAUGGAAUGAAACAAGAUGGCUAUGUGCUACAGCUCCAGAUACGUGAUCUUAAAAGUGAUGAUAGUGGGUCUUAUAAAUGUUGUACUGGUAGUAUUGUGACAACAGCUUCUCUUCUGGUAAAGGAACAUCCUUUGUUCUUCUCUAAGGAGCUCCAAAACCAAGAAGCAGAGGAGGGUAAGACAGUCACAUUGCACUGUGAGCUCUCUAAACCUGGAGUUUCUGUGCAAUGGAAGAAGGGAGCAGUAAUACUUAAACCUUGUAAAAAAUAUGAGAUUAAACAGGAUGGCUGCCAACUACAGCUCCAAAUCCAUGAAGUAAGAGUUCAGGACAGUGGGGCCUACAAAUGCUGUGCUGGAAGCCUGGCAACUAAUGUUUCUGUUAAAGUGAAAGAGCAACCUCUGUUCUUCUGCAAGAAACUUCAAAACAUUGAGGCUGAAGAAGGUGAAACUGCAUUCCUGACAUGUGAGCUUUCAAAACCUGGAGUUGCUGUACAGUGGAAGAAGGGGUCAGUGUUGCUAAAACCAGGAAACAAGUAUGAGAUGAAACAGAAUUGCUCUGAAUUACACCUACGAAUCAAUGAUUUAAAAUGUCAGGACAGUGGUGUCUACAAGUGCUGUUUUGCUAUGUUGGAGACAACUGCUUCUGUUGUUGUAAAAGAAUCUGAACCUAAAAUUAAAGACAUCCCUCAAGCCCCACCAAGAAUAAAAGUAAAAAACAUUAUGGAAGAAACACUUAGUAGUCUAGUCCAUAAGAAACAAGAUGCAGUCAUAGAGGAGUCAGACAUUUCUAUUUUAGAGCCAACAGAGGUUCACUUCCAGGAUCUCUCUAAAAAAAGGACAGACGACCAGGAAGACAAGAUAAAAUCAUUGGUGAGACAAAGGGGAAAAGAUGUGGAUCCCAUAAUGGUUAUCGAUGAGCCUAGUUGCACCAUGGGGGAACCUGAAAUUCAUUCUCUUGCAACCAAUGUACCCAAAGAACAAAAUAUAAUGGGGCUGGACACAUCUUCCAAAUGGGUUACUAAGAUUUCUGUGGACCAGCACAAUGAAGAGAUCUCAUGGCAAGUUCUAACAAACACUCCAAGCAGAACAGACAGAAAUGAACAGAGCAAGAAACCACCCAGAGAUGUUCCCCUGCCUCCACCACGGUCAAAGGGUAAGGCUACACAUACAGAUGAUUUACUCCAAGACCAGCACAGUGUUAACGAGCAAACUCUUUACAAGAGAGGCAAGGAACAAGAUGCUGUCAUUAAGGCUACUGUGGAGACCACAAAGGCAUUAAAGCAUGUUGACCUGACAGUUUCACUCCCUAAAGAGAAUAUCUCCCAGCUACAUGUUGAAACCAAAGAACAACCCUAUGUUUUGGAAGCAAAAAUCCGAGAUAUGGACAUAAAACAAACUGUGGUGGAUACCACGUUGAAGAUAGCUGAACAUGGCUUAAAUACUCCAGUCUUCAAAGAGAUAACAACGAGACACACUGAAUCGUGUCAGGAACAACCAAGUAAUUUAGAAGAAAAUAAUCAAUAUAUCAAACUGGAAUCAACUCUAAACAAGGAACCACUGCAUACAAAUAAAAAGAAGGAACUAAAACAGAAAUCAUUGGACAAGCAUGCUGCACAUGACAAUCAAAAUGUCCAAUCUGAAAAGAGUCAAUCCAUGGAUAUAAAUUAUGGACAAAUAACAAAGAAUAUUAUAGAAAAAGCACCAAGUAUUGCAAUUACAAACCAGAAUCUCAAAGAACAAAUCCAUUGUACACAAGACACCACAAUUCCUGUUAGAGAUGUGCAAAAGGAAUUACAGGAAGGUGAGCUGAAUUUACCACACUUUGAUAGUGGAGAAAUUAAACAUGUCAAGCAGGCUGUGGAUAUAAAAGUACCAAAGUAUGAAAAACUACCAAAGCAUGUAACAGGUAAAGCAGCACAUAUUGCCAUUACAAGCCAGAAAGUCAAAGAAGAAGUAAUUGCUGCAGAGAAAACAACAGCAAUUAAAGAUGUGCAGAAAUAUUCAGAGGAAGGUGAACUGAAUUUACUACACACUGAUAAUGAAGACAUGAAAAAUGUGAAGCAAGCUCUGGAUGAAGAUAAGGUUAAAGCACCACAUCAUGUUAAAGGAAAAGUAACAAAUAUUUCAAUUACCCAACAGAAACCCAAAGAACAAACAAAAGACACAACAAUGCCUGUUAGAGAUGUGCAGGAGGAAUUACAAGCAAAUGAACCGAUUGUACUACACAUUAAUAGUGGUGAACUGAAACACGUCAGGCAGGAUGUAGAAGAUCAUCAUAGCAAAGUACCAAAGCAUGUUACAGGAAAUGCAACAAAUAUUGCAAUUGUAAGCCAAUUCAAAGAAGAAAUAAUUCCUGCAGAGAAAUGUACAACAAUGUAUAUUAGGGAUGUGCAAAGGGAUUCACAGGAAGUGGAAUCAAACUUACUACACAUUGAUAGCAGAGAUGAGAAAAAUGCGAAGCAGGUCAUAGAUGAACAUAAUGUAAAAGUACCAAAGCAUGUUAAGGAAAAGCCAACAAGCAUUGCAAGACAUCAGUUACGAGAAGAAAUAAUUCCUGCAGAGAAAUCUAUAGCAAUAUCUUUUAGGGACGUACAGAAGUCAUCACAGGAAGUUCAGAAAGAUCAGAAAAUUGUGAAGGAGGUUGUCCUUAAAGAAGAUGUUUCCAGAAGAUCUAGCACUCAACCUGAGGAGGUGAUGCCAGAGGAGAUCACAAGUAUGGAUACUGACAAACAGAAGAGUUUAAAAGCAGAAAAACGUUGUCCUGGAACAGACACAGAUUUUGAAGAUGAGCCAGAGAUGCUUGAGGCUGCAAUUAAAAUACAAGCUGCUUUCAAGGGCUACAAAACUAGAAAGGACAUGCGUCUUAUCUUUAAGGAAGUGUUCAAGAACCAGAAUAUCGAUCUUGGUGAUGCUGCGUUCCUAGAGUGUGUUGUGGAAGGUAAAAUAAGCACUGUGCGUUGGCUUAAAGAUGGAGUAGAUCUCAAGUCUGGGAAAAGGCACAAAAUCACACAUAAUGCCCAUGGUAGGUGUCUUUUAGAAAUUUCCAGCUUUACAAAUAAAGAUGCUGGAAUAUACACGUGUGAAGUUGCAAACAAAUUUGGAGCAAUUAGUUACAAUGGCAAUGUGAUGGUGGGUAAACCAGAGAAGCCAUCACAAACAAUUGAGACAGUACAAACUCCAGGUGCAAAAAUGGUCUCUGAGAAAGAGAUUUUGCCAACAAUUAACACAGAAGAGGAGUCAUUAAGACUUGUCUAUGACCUACCGGCAGAUGAUACCUACAGCAAGAUCCAGGAGAAAAGGAGAAGUCUAAUUUCAGUCAGCUCUAUAUCGUGUUACUCAGAUUAUGACACAGCCCCAGAUGCUGAGACAGAAUACCAAUCUAGAGGUAAAGAGGCAGAGAAGAAAAAAGAAGAAAAAAGUAGUAAUGUGCAAUCCCCAAAAAAUUCAGACCAGCUAAAAGUGAAAGGUGGCGAUUCAAAGAGCCAGACCCCUUCACCCAAACGCAUGCAUUCCUACAAGUCCUCUGCAAAUGCUGAGUCGUUCUCUGAGUCAGAUGGAGAUGAUGAUAGAGGAGAGACCUUCGAUAUUUAUGUAGCCAAAAGUGAUUGCCAACCUAUGGGAGGAAACAAAGAGGCUUUCGUACUAAAGGAAGGACAGUUUGUGGAGGUCCUGGACUCAGCCCAUCCUGUGAGAUGGCUUGUCCGUACAAAGCCAACCAAGAACACACAAUCUCGUCAAGGCUGGGUAUCCCCGGCGUACCUAGAAAAGAAGACAAGGGAAAUAUUUUCAUUGACCCAUGAAGCAGAGACAAAAGAGGCCUCUGAGAAAGGCAAAACAGUUUUCACGAAGGAUGAGCACAGUUUGAUCCAAAGUCGCUUGAUUAAGGGACUCCUUGAUGGUGAAAACAAUUUUGUGCACGAGAUGAACUUCUUUGUGGAGCACCAUUUACAAUACUUGGAGACAAGCUCUCAAGUUCCUCUCACCAUCCUAAGUCAAAAAGAGUACAUAUUUCGCAAUAUCAGAGAUAUUGCAAGUUUCCAUGAAUGUUGUAUUCUCCCUAAGCUGGAGAUGUGUUUCUCAGAUGAUGAUGUAGCCCAGUGUUUUGUCACUUAUGCACUGGACUUUGAGAUGUAUCUCCAGUUCAUUACAGGCCUGUCCCAAGCCGAGGCUUGCAUCUCAGACAAAAACACACAGCAUUUCUUCAAGCAAUAUGCCAACACAGAAUUGGCCCAUUUGAAUACUCAGGUCUUCAAUGUUAGCACGUAUUUGCAAAGACCCAUGGAGAGAAUUCAAACAUACAAGAAUGUACUUAAGGAGCUGAUCAGGAACAAGGCCAAAAGCGGACAGAACUGUUGCCUGCUAGAGGACGCCUUUGCCAUUGUUUCCAGCUUGCCUUGGCGUGCAGAGAACUUGCAUCAUCUGUCCAUGAUUGAGAAUUACCCUGCACCUCUCAAGGGGCUUGGAGAACCCAUUAGACAGGGCCAUUUUACAGUAUGGGAGGAAAUUCCUGAGGUCAAAAUCUCUCAAAGAGGACAUCACCGCCACAUCUUCCUCUUCAAAGACUGUAUUGUCUUCUGCAAGCCGAAGAGAGAACUUGGCACAUACGCCGAGGCCUACAUAUUCAAGAAUAAGAUGAAGCUGAGUGAUAUUGAUGUAAAGGAUACAGUGGAAGGAGAUGACAGGUCAUUUGGUCUUUGGCACGAGCACCGGGGAAUGGUGAGAAAAAUUAUUCUACAAGCUCGAUCCAUCCUCCUCCGCCUCUCCUGGCUCAAAGAUCUGAGAGACCUACAGCAGCGCAGCAAACAGCCCACUUGGACUGCCCCAUGCUUUGAGCAGCAUCUUACUGACUAUCCAUCAAGGCUUGGACAAACUGUAAAACUGGUCUGCAAAAUCACUGGUACACCAAAACCAGUAAUAAAGUGGUAUAAAGAUGGUCAUGCUGUGAAAGAAGACGAGCAUCACAUUACAUCAGAAGGACAGUUAGGUGCUUGUUAUCUUGUAGUGACUAGUGUCACAGAGGCGGACUCAGGUCAAUACAUGUGUUAUGCAACCAAUCCUGCAGGCAACGCAAGCACUCUGGCUAAUAUCAUGAUUGAUGUGCCUCCAAGUUUUACAACCAGACUACAGAACUCAGUGCUAGUAAAGGGACAAGAUGUACAGUUCAAGUGCUCCACACAAUCUGCUCCUUUACCAUCAGUAAGGUGGUUUAAGGAUAGCAUUCAGCUCGAGGAUAACAGGAAACACCAGAUUCAUUCUGAUGUCCAAACAGGAAAUCUCAUUCUUACUAUAAAGAGAGCUGAAGACGCAGAUCUAGGCCAAUACCAGUGUGAGCUACAGAAUGAAGUAGGCAGUGCCAAGUGUAAAGCUGAACUAUGUCCUCCAGCACCAUUACCUGUGACAAUCAGGACCCAAAAGCAAUCACAAACUACCCCAACUCCAGAGCUUCAGUCUGAAGGUUGGUCCAGUUCCUUUGUGAAGAACCUGUUUCAUAUACUCUUUCAGCCUGGAAACCCUGAACCACCUGCCGCUGGUAUUGAAGACACACAAACGCUUAAAGAACAGGAGGACGAUGAAAGGCAGGUACACGCGGAAAAGGAAGAGGGCCCCGUAGAGCCUGAGGAACACUUUUACUCAGACACAGAAGAGGAGCUGUUGACAGAGCCUCCAGCUGUGCAUGUGGCCAUUGAAGACCUGACAGUCCGACCUGGCCAGCCUGCAACGUUCUCUGCUAUUAUUACUGGCCAGCCCACCCCAGAUAUUCAGUGGUUCAAGGAUGACAAAGAAAUUUUAUCCAAUGACUAUACAGAAAUAUUUCAAAGCAGUGCACGUUGCUCUCUUACUUUGCUAAACACUCAAGUAGAGGACUGUGGCAUCUACACCUGCAUAUCUAGUAACAGUGCAGGACAAGCAUCUUGUUUCGCCAAACUCAGUGUCGACACAGGUCCAGAUGAUAUUGAGGAAGAGAGAGAAGUGGAGUUUGGAAAAAGACGGAAAUUACAUUCUGUAUAUGAUGUUCAUGAAGAGAUAGGGAGGGGCACUUUUGGAGUGGUUAAAAAAGUCACACACAAGGCGAGUGGUGAAUGUUUUGCUGCUAAGUUCCUUCCACUCAGAAGCAGCACGCGGACCAGAGCAUUCCAGGAGAGAGACCUACUGUCCCGUCUAGCUCACCGCAGAAUAGCAUGCCUUUUGGACUUUUUCGCCACAAGACGCACUCUGGUGUUGGUUGUAGAAUUAUGUUCUACACAGGGGUUGCUAGAUCAUUUGUUUUUAAAAGGAUCGGUUUCAGAGAGGGAGGUCAAGUUAUAUAUUCAGCAGGUUCUGGAGGGCAUUGGAUACAUACAUAGUAUGAACAUCUUACAUCUCGAUAUCAAAACAGACAAUAUAAUGGUGUCCAUUGUGAGAGAAGACAUCAAAAUCUGUGAUUUUGGCUUCUGCCAGGAAAUUGACACUUCCAGACAUCAGUACAGCAAGUUUGGGACACCUGAAUUUAUUGCACCAGAAAUUGUCCACCAAGAACCUGUGACAAUAGCCACUGAUAUCUGGUCUCUUGGUGUGGUUACUUAUCUAUGCUUAACAUGCCACUGUCCUUUCUUCGGGGAGAAUGACCGUGCCACACUGAUGAAGGUCGCUGAGGGCCUGUUGUACUGGGACACACCUGAGAUCACAAGCAGAAGUGUCGAAGCACAGGACUUCCUACAUAGGGUUCUACAGCCUGACCCAGAAAGGAGACCUUCUGCAUCUGAGUGUUUAAGUCACGAGUGGUUUCAGGGUUAUUAUGAAGAUGAAGAACCUGAGAACAUAAAUACCACAAAUCUAAAAUCUUUUAUUUUAAGAAGAAAAUGGCAGCGUUCCUUGACCUGUCUCGGUUCGGUUCUGACUUUGAGACCAAUCCCAGAGUUGUUGGAGGCUCCUCUGCGUGACGUUUCAAUUACAGCUACAAGAGAAACCCAGGAGCCCAGCAGCACCUCCCUAAGUAGUGGAUCCUCCUCAGAGUUUGAUGAAGCAGAUGCUUGGGACUUCUUCCAACAGGUGAGCCAGGAGGAUGAAGAUGAUCUAGAAGAUGAGGAAGAGGACUAUAACCCAUACGUCCACGUAUCAAAGACGCCCACAGUUCUUAAACGGGAUGAAGAUGAUGUGCUUAUGGGUGAGGACCACAUUCACAGCGGCCCGCUAGUGAUUCCCACAACUGCACCAUCAACAGAGCCAGUCAGUUUGGAGAAGAGGGACAGUAGCCCCUAUCUUUAUCUUUCUGAGAGAGAUGAAGGAUUGGAUCCCAUACCACGCCGUAGCCUCAUCAAGAGCACUUUUUAUUGCAGCUCUGAGCAGCUCUCACCCAUGUCUGCUCGUCACAUGACGCUUCGAGAUAAAAUCCAAGCUAAAAAGCAAGAGCGUGGUCGUAAACCCCUUCGUGCCAGCCUCUCUGGCAGGUUAAAUGAGCCCCUCAUAGAGUAUGUAGAAGAUUCCCCAGACUUAGAAGCUAAUCGUAACCAAAGAAGAGGAUCAAUGCAUUCUUCUAUCCUCAAGUCAAGCUCUUUUGAUAAUGGAGUGAGUGCUGCUCAUCCAAGCAUACACACCCAGAGAAGAAGCAGAUCAUUAGAUGUAUACACACAACGCUCUCCAGCUUCAACUGAGCCAACAGUGCAAAGAGAGGAUGAGCAUGAUGCUGAAGAAAGCCAGAAUCCAGAUGUCACUGAUGAAGAAGAGGAGAAAACUGAAGAAGUCCAAGUGAGAAGGAAACUUUGCCGUCGCUCUGCGUUUUUGUCAAAGAAGGGCCCAGCCGUUGUGAGAAAGGUCAAAGCACAGGUUCAUAAGUCUGAAGAAGGACAUCAGCCAGCCUCGCAAAGUUCUUAUGAGGAUGACAACCAGUUGGUUGAAACAGAGACAAGACAUUUAGGAGGUGAGGAGAGCGUGGACGGCUCACAGCUUUCACUAGCAUGUUCGCUUGAUCACGGUUCAGAGGCUUCGAGCAGGAUAGGCUCACAUGAAGAACUCUCCCACAGACACGACCAUGAUGGGACCUUGAUCGCUGGAUCUUCUGGAAAAAUAUCCCCAUGCUCUUUACUACAAGACUCUGAAGAUGAAGACAUGGAGAGGGUCCUGAGAUCUCUUCGCCAAGACCUCCCGCAAGCCCCACCAAGACGGCGCACCAACAGUUCAAGCUCUGGAGUAAAUGAGAUGCGCAAUAAGAGUGAAGUCCAUCUGAGAAGAAGCUCCUCUGCGGUUCCUGUCCAGGCUGGAGUAGCGGGACGAGAAAGCAAAGAGGUGCUUCAAAGACAUGCCUCCGCCCCAGCUCUUGAAGUCAAACCACCUAGUGGGAAAUCGCCCAAGCCUGGAUUCAUGAAGAUCUUCCGUAAACAUUCGUGGGCUAGCCAUUCUUCUCCUCAACUAGAAGGCUCAGAAAAGAAACAAACUGAUGGAGCAUCCUCACAACCCAAGACCCCUCUUCUAACCCUGAGGAAGAAGAUGCGAGCAUCAGCCUCUAGCAUUACAAAACUGUUUACCCGACAGUCCAGUAAAGAGGAUGAAGAGAAGAAGAAAAGCGGACCAAUUAUGAAGAACUCCUCCCCUGUCAUGCCAGAGAAAUUGACCACAGUGAAAGCUGUCAGCUCAUCUGAAAGUCCACAGAAAAAGUCCAAAUUGUUCUCACUAAAAGUGCCAAUAUUUAAGAAAUCAAAAGAAAGUCCAGUUAAACCAUCCAGGCCUGAUGUCAUUCACCUAGCUGGUGGAGGAGCGCUUGUGUUCUGGAAACCUAUGCCAUCCAAAGAACUUGUUACAUAUUGUAUUCAGUAUAGUGUAAAUGGUGUGGAGUGGAGAAUAUUGUCAGAGAAUGUUACAGACAGCUGCUUUACAGCAAAUGCCCUUCCGAGAGGACCAGGAUAUAUGUUCAGAGUGUCCUAUAAUACCAAGACAGGGUUGGCACCUUUCAGCGAACCUUCACCUCCAGCCUUUAUGGCCACACCUUACGAAGACUCUCACAAUCCUCUCAUUGAAAUGGAAUCUAUUGGGUCAAAGGUCACUGUACCCGGAGGUUUUGGCACUGAGAAAUCCUACAGCUUCUUAUCUGAAAUCAACAGAGGCCGUUUCAGUGUGAUAAUGCAGUGUGAGGACAGCCGCAGCUCUCAGAUGUUGGCCUCAAAGAUGACACCCUACAGACCAGAGCAGAGGCAGUUGGCUUUAAGGGAAUAUCAGCUGCUUCGCCGACUAAACCACCCUCGAAUCGUCCAGCUGCAGUCAGCCAUCCUGACCCCCACCUGCCUGGUGCUUAUAGAAGAACUCUGCUCAGGACGAGAGCUUCUUUAUAACCUUGCAGAAAGGAAUCUAUAUUCAGAAACACAGGUGACUGACCUGCUAGAGCAGAUCCUGAGCGCUGUGGAUUACCUUCACAGCAGACGCAUUGUACAUUUGGACCUGAAGUCAGACAACAUGCUUGUGACGGGCCGAAAUUUAGUGAAGAUUGUAGAUUUGGGCUCUGCUCAGCCCUUCACUCCAGGACAGGCUCUAAACAUUGAACACAUCAAAGAAAUGACAGAUAAUAAAGGUUAUAUUGUCCUUCCUAAAGCUCCUGAAAUCUUAGAAGGACAAGGAGUUGGACCUGAAACUGAUAUCUGGGCUGUUGGUGUUUUGGCUUUUAUAAUGUUGAGUGCAGACAGUCCCUUCCAUGCUGACAUAAAUUGGGAAAGGGACCGAAACAUCAAAAAAGGAAAGAUUCAAUUUAAUCGUUGUUACCCGGGACUCUCAGAGGGAGCCAUUAACUUUAUGAAGAACACCCUGAGCAACAAAGCCUGGGCAAGACCGACAGCUGCAGAGUGCCUCCAAAACCCUUGGAUACAAGGAGACCGUCCUCCCUCUAAACAAACUGACUCUGUGGUCUACUUCUCAACAGAUAAGCUGCAGGCCUAUCUCAGGGAAAGAGAGGUCAAACGAGACCACGUCCGCACAAAAGUUAAUCUGCCCUUCCCAUAAAUCGAAGGACAGUAAAUAUUUGGAGGCUGAAAGUGAUGUGUGAAACUGUGAAAUGCUUUUUGUAGUUUUUUUAAAGCUUUUUAAAAAGCUGUGCUGCUCUCCCACGAGGAAUUAGAUUAUAAUGAAAAGCUUUAACUGCAGUGAUAAUCAAUUAUAUAUUUCUUUAGAUGUUUCAACUCAUGUAAUCAGGCAAUCUGCAUGACAUGGCUUCAGUUACUGCUUUGUAAUAAUUCAAAGAAUGAUUAUCUAUCUAUCUAUCUAUCUAUCUAUCUAUCUAUCUAUCUAUCUAUCUAUCUAUCUAUCUAUCUAUCUAUCUAUCUAUCUAUCUAUCUAUCUAUGUGAAUGUAAGAUGUAGAAGAGGUUAUUCCUUUUCACCGGUAUCACUAUAGAACAGGUUAUCGCUGAAUUAUAUUUUGCCCUGUGUUGUUAAACUUACGUGGCACUGCUCUAUCAGGGACAAUUUUAUUGUAUAAUUUACAUGAUAUGGUUAAAUGCAGUAUUUUAUUCAUCAAUUAUAUUUUUCUCAUUGUAUCUUAAAUAAUGUAUAAGGAUUUUUUCGGAUUUUUUUUGGUUUCGGAUUGUAGAUUUUAUAAGAGUGGUAAGGUCAAUUUAUGGGUUGCUGUUGCCUCUGCUGUGACGAUAAUAGUUUUGACAGUGCAUGCAUGUUUUUGUUUGCAAAUUGCCACCUGCACUUACAAUAAAUGUAUUA